Closterium sp. Naga37s-1 is the source of this 708-nucleotide messenger RNA. NCBI's taxonomy places the organism in Eukaryota, Viridiplantae, Streptophyta, Zygnematophyceae, Desmidiales, Closteriaceae. The record is from the annotation of a GenBank genome assembly.
AUGGCCAGGUUCCUAUCGCUCGCGCUUUUGGCGGUCCUCGUCGUCGGGGUGGUUACUCCCCUGGAGGCAGCGCCGAAGAUGUCGCUGUACGAGAAGAACCUGAACGACGUGAUCACCGUCGUCAAGGCGAAGCCCGGUUACAAGGCUUUCGCAUCACUCGUCGGCGCAAUUCUCAAACAAUCCCAGCUGAAGAGUCUCGUCCAGCAGAACCUGACCAUCUUCGUUCCCAACGACAAGGCUCUUAACGACUUCAACCUCACCCAGUACGCCACCGCCGACCUCCUUAAGGUCGUCAAGUACCACGCCGUCAAGGGCACGUACACCUUCGCGCAGCUGCAGGCGCUCGCCGCAUCUGGCGGCAAGCUCCAGACGACCUUCGGAAUGCCGAUCUCCCUCACCCCGACGAAGAAGGGCAUCGGCAUGUUCGGCAUGGAGAAGAUCGGCGCCGCUGUCCUCGAUAAGGACAUCUCCAUUAAGCCGACGGUGGUUGCGCAGGGAAUUUCCCGGGUUGACGGCGGAAGCGGCGGAAUCGAACCGAAUGGCAGCGCGGCGGGAGACCAACGGGGAUGCGCGCACGGGGGGGAAGCGGGGGAGGCGGAGGAGGCGGAUGAGGGAAUGGAGUAUGCGGAGAGGCGACACAAAUUUCCCGGGGGACAGGUGUGUUGCGGUGCGGGGAAGGGGAAAGGGGGGUUUAUGGGGGGAGAGUGA